Molecule: messenger RNA, 526 nt
Organism: Pseudo-nitzschia multistriata
Lineage: Eukaryota; Bacillariophyta; Bacillariophyceae; Bacillariales; Bacillariaceae
Source: the annotation of a GenBank genome assembly
GUAGCAACAACACCCAGCGAGCCUACCUGGUACGGAAGCCAUCGGAUUGAUUUUGGCCACGCCACGCUCCCUAUUUUUGGAAUACAGAAGACAGCACGAUACGAUCUCGCACCUACAUUCCACCAAUACAGCAGCGCAAUACAACACAUCACAUCACAUCACAACACAACUCAUCACGACACACCACAUCACAACACAUCACAUUGCACGAGCUUGCCAUGGCGCUGCAGCGAAGAACCACGCAAGCUGCCCUUGCAUCCGUGAGCUCGAUCGCAACGGCGGGGCACCGGUGGACCUCCCCGCGAAUGCUGCUGCUGCUGCUGCUGCUCACCGAGCGGGCGGAGGCCUACUCGAUCCGCCCGCCCGCGGUGGCACGCGGUUUCCACACGGCGGGGAGGCGGCGCCUUCCGAGGCCGCGGGCGAAGGUCCUUGCUCUCUCGGCGGCCGGCCGGAACCACGAUUGGACCCGGAACGCCACCGCCGUGGUGCCCGUGGUCGAGGAGUCCCCGGGGAGCGACGGGGACUU